Hemisphaericaspora subhashii is the source of this 888-nucleotide messenger RNA. Its product is annotated as glycoside hydrolase family 76 protein. The transcript has a single exon. Gene Ontology annotation, biological process: carbohydrate catabolic process; budding cell bud growth; fungal-type cell wall biogenesis. The record is from RefSeq and is a predicted model, not a curated record. Lineage: Eukaryota; Fungi; Ascomycota; Pichiomycetes; Serinales; Debaryomycetaceae. The coding region runs from base 1 to 888 and encodes 295 amino acids. Gene Ontology annotation, molecular function: mannan endo-1,6-alpha-mannosidase activity.
AUGGAUGCCAGGUGGGAUAGUGAUUGUGGUGGAGGUUUGAGAUGGCAAAUUUUCACCUGGAAUUCUGGUUACGAUUAUAAGAAUGCAAUUUCCAAUGGUUGCCUCUUUAAUUUAGCCGCUAGAUUAGCAAGAUAUACUGGAAAUGGGACGAAAUAUGUUGAAGUAGCUGAAAGAGUUUGGAAUUGGAUGGAUGAUGUUGGAUUUUUCGCCGAGGAGGCUGAUGGAACUAUGAGAAUUUAUGAUGGCGCUAAUGUCCCUAAUUGUACUGAUGUUACUACAUGGAGAUGGUCUUAUACUUAUGGUGUUUUCCUUAGUGGAUGUGCAUAUAUGUAUGAUUUCACCAAUGAUACAAAGUGGCAAACCAGAGCCGAUGAAAUCUUGAAAGCAUCUAUGUUUUUCUUUAAUAACUCAAUCAUGCAAGAGUCAACUUGUCAACCAUAUUUAAUGUGUAAUAAUGAUCAAAGAUCCUUCAGAUCAUUAUUUUCUCGUUGUCUUGGUCUUACACUGAUACUUAUGCCAGAGACCGCUUCAACCAUUAGACCGCUCUUAGAAGCUUCUGCUGAAGGCGCUGCAGCAACUUGUUCCGGAGGUGGAUAUCGUGAUGCUUGUUGGCAAGAUUGGAGUUUGGGACCCUACGACGGUUAUUCCAGUGUUCUAGCGGAUCAAGUUUCUGCUUUGGAAGUCAUCAAUGCCUUAUUGGUACAAGAGCCACUUACUAUUAAAACCGGAAGUUCGGACGAUACCAAUUCUGAGACUAGUUCGGACGUGGAUGAUAGUGUGAACGAUAGCAACAGCGCUACAACUGGCACUGCUACUGCUGGUGCUGCUAAAGUUAGGAUUUUGAUCUUACCGGUUUCUCCAGCUAUGGCCGCUUGGAUGAUUUUCUAA